CUCAUACUGUCCUUUCAUGAACAAGAUGAACAAAGCAAUAUCACGAUACAUUCCCUAGAAAACUGCGCAUUCACCUUUUUGCUCAUCAUGGGCCAAUAUUGGAAAGUCGGGAGCAUCGACCGACGAAGCCAUCUCGAGAACCAUUUUGGGGUGAAGCUAGGCGAUAUCUUGAUGAAUGGGAUCCUCGCCGGACUUGUUCCGCUAUUAAGUGUCCCAGAGUUUUCACCCAAAGUGGAUGCCAAGGCCCAGACCGAUUUCGCAGCAGCUUUCUCGAGGAAUGCCGAUAGUCCUUUGAUACGCUUGCCCCAGGAGCUCAUAAACAUGAUCAUUUCCGAGUGCGCCACCGAAGCAUCCGACUUGGUUGCUCUUGCUUUAACAUGCGGCGUUCUCUUUCGCAUGUCAGCCCCCUUCCUUCGCGACGUCUUCACUCAGUCCGCUGCCUGGGCUGGUGAUCGAUUGAUUUGCUUGGGUGACUAUGCAAACGGCUCACCAGCUUCAGUGGAUAAGCAAGAGAUAGACGAUUGGCUAGACUCUCUCAAGUCUCGACAUGGAGUCACAUCGGACGAUCUUGAGUUCGAAACCCACAACCCAAUAUAUAACAUGAUCGGAGAAAACACGACCUCCUUGCGAGCACCUAUGCCCCCAUUCAAGACUGGCAAGGAAAGCCAGGCAGAGUGGAAAAAGAUCGAAAAGGAUUUCGAAAUGACGGGUCAGAGACCGCCAGAGCGUUGGGCUCAAGAUCGAAAAUCAUGGUCUAGCCACUAUCAGAUCAUGAAAAGAAGGCAUGAGAGAGGCGAAGGCCAAAGCAAGCUGGAUAUCUUGGAGGAAGAUGCCCGGCAAUUAGGAUAUACCCGUGAACUCAAUUUUCUGCCUGAGACAUUCCGCUUUCCGAUUGUGUCGCGAGUAGGAGCGGAAGCAUUUGGGAGGACUAUCAGAAUGAUGGCGCCGCUCCAUCCCUCAGCGUUGUUCCUGCGCAAUCUAUCCCGCAAACAAUUUGUUCACUGGAGAAAGAGGGAAGGUGAAUCUAUGAAUCGGCUCGGACAGGCGAUUUGUAGUCAGAUUUGUUGGACAUCCGACCCUUCUGGAUGUUACUGGGGAAUGAAGAGUCAGUGGGCUGGCGACAGGCUCGAUAUAAGGGGCUCCGCGGCAUGGGUUCCGGAGGCAGAAGGAUGGACUGAUGUGACAAAGACAGUUGAGCAGUUGUUGGUGGACAUGGACGAGGACUAG
Periconia digitata is the source of this 1227-nucleotide messenger RNA. NCBI's taxonomy places the organism in Eukaryota, Fungi, Ascomycota, Dothideomycetes, Pleosporales, Periconiaceae. The record is from the annotation of a GenBank genome assembly.